Bipolaris zeicola 26-R-13 is the source of this 1164-nucleotide messenger RNA. RefSeq lists its product as uncharacterized. Bases 1 to 1164 code for a protein of 387 amino acids. The transcript has 4 exons. NCBI's taxonomy places the organism in Eukaryota, Fungi, Ascomycota, Dothideomycetes, Pleosporales, Pleosporaceae. Gene Ontology annotation, molecular function: protein binding. The record is from RefSeq and is a predicted model, not a curated record.
AUGGGCGGUUAUUUUUCUUCACAGCGCGAACACGGACCCAAGAGCGAUACAAGACAUACGACUGAGACCGGACCGUUUUGUGUGGUUUGUGGUGGGCCGUUUGAUGUUGAAGGCGAGGUUUACAAUAUCGAUCCCAAAGACCCGCAGUUCCAAUGGCUAUAUCAUCUUCGUCUUAUUGGUAAUGUUGACGAUGUAUACCACCAUGUGGUAGCUAGUGAUGGACACUCACCCAUCAACACCUCUGAUCAGCCCGAAAUCUUUGUCUCCGGGCCUGCUCGUUUUAGUCUUACUGGAUCUGGAUUUUACCACGUUGCUGGAUAUGAAGGGCAAAACGAUAUCUGGGUCGACGCCCUCUCACACAUUCCCGGCCAUGGUACCCUGUUCCCCUUGCACGAUUGUUGCCUGGAUACAAGCUGUAGAGCUAUAGAGUAUCACCAGUCUAAACAAGAAGAGUGCGAUGACAAAACAGCUCUCGAAGUAUUAGUUCAACUGCUCAACAGUCGCUUCACUGAACGACAGAUCCACGACGGGUCGCUUCGGUCAAUCAAUGAUCUAUUCGAUCUGUCUUCUCAAUGCAGCGUCUAUGGACCUAGAAGCGUACUGGCUCUGACGAAAUUGGAGUGGUGGGGAGGCGGUUACGACCGUUUCUUCACCAAUCCCAUCGAGGAAGUCGAUACCACCGCUUUUGUGCAAAGUAUUCUACAGAGCUCGCCACGCACCAGAGAUGAACCUAAAUUUACCGAAAUACCAGCUCGCAGGCAUCAGAACUUGGAGCGUCUCCCAAAAGAACUCCUAGAUGAGGUUUGCAGCUACCUGCCAAUCCCAUCAACUAUAGCGCUUCACCGAACUUCCAAGAUACUCACGUUACAGAUCCCGCUUGACUCCACCUUCUGGCGCAACAGUCUUGGUGAUGGAAGCUUGCAUCCACAUAUCUGGGACCUGGACACGAAGCGCAUCGACCAGCAGUUGCCACAACCUGACAUAGCACCUCUGGAUCCUACCGCUUCUUGGGACUGGAGGUGCGCAGCCAAAAUCCUUGCAAUGAAGCGCUUUCCUGUCAGUGGGCGUGACGACCGCUUGGUCGAUGUGCCCGCUGGCUUCUGGAAUCGAUGUAGGAUAUGGGCUACUAUCGAGGAAGUGCUUCAGCAACACGUCUUGGAGUGA